Molecule: messenger RNA, 5585 nt
Organism: Hipposideros armiger (great roundleaf bat)
Lineage: Eukaryota; Metazoa; Chordata; Mammalia; Chiroptera; Hipposideridae
Gene: EPAS1
Product: endothelial PAS domain protein 1
Exons: 17
Coding region: 955-3477 (840 amino acids)
Biological process (GO): regulation of transcription by RNA polymerase II; cellular response to hypoxia
Cellular component (GO): transcription regulator complex; cytoplasm; nucleus
Molecular function (GO): DNA-binding transcription factor activity, RNA polymerase II-specific; protein dimerization activity; RNA polymerase II transcription regulatory region sequence-specific DNA binding
Source: RefSeq, a predicted model, not a curated record
CAGCUGGGGGAACCAGACAUUCGGGAGCGGCCCGCCGCACUGCUCCGGCGUCUGCUGCACUCGCCCAGCUCUCCUGAGCCGACCGUACAAUCCUCGGCAGUGUCCUGAGACUGUAUGGUCAUCUCAGCCGCCGCGCCCGCCCGGCCCCAGACUCUUUCAACUGCCGUCGUUAGAGUCACUUUUAUUAUUUUUUUGAUAACCCAGGAAAGUGACUGCUUUUAGAGGGAAAAAAAGAACUUCGGUCCCCUUUUCGCUGCCCUCGUUUUUUGCGUUUGACAGCCUCCUCCCACUCCUUUCUCUGACCCCGCCUCCCGGUGCAGGUUCCUCCCUGUCACCUUUCUCCACCCCCUUUUCCCGCACCUAGCCAGCAGCCCGCAAACUUGCACCUGAUUGUGCGGGGCUCUCGGGCCUGCGAGCACUUAGGACCUUUAACACCGGCCUGGACCUCAGGGAGCGGGGCGAGGGCCACAGCGAAGGCAGCGGCUGCAAGCCCCCACUGGCCAAGGGAACCCAGGUGCUCGGCGUCUCAAAAGGUCCACAGCGACAAUGACAGCUGACAAGGAGAAGAAAAGCUGAAGGCAGUGCUGUGGGAACAGGAUGGCUGGACACACAGAAUGGCUUGAGCUGGACCACAGAUUGUGCUGUUGGAAGAUUGUUGGGAUCCAAAGGAAGACGUCUGAAGGACAAACCCUAAACCUGACCUAUUCACAGCUUGUGUGUAGGGACACAAGCCCAGAGAAAUGGCACCAAAGAAAAUAGUCUAGGGAGAAGGAAACACUUAACCUGUGGCGUCUGUAGACUCUGCUAGCAAAGAGUAGCUCAGAGAGAAGGAAGGAGAAGUCCCGGGAUGCAGCACGGUGCCGGCGAAGCAAGGAGACGGAGGUCUUUUAUGAGCUGGCCCACGAGCUGCCCCUGCCUCACAGCGUGAGCUCACACCUGGACAAAGCCUCCAUCAUGCGGCUGGCUAUCAGCUUCCUGCGAACACACAAGCUCCUGUCCUCAGUUUGCUCUGAAAAUGAGUCUGAAGCUGAGGCUGACCAGCAGAUGGACAACCUGUACCUGAAAGCCUUGGAGGGUUUCAUUGCCGUGGUGACUCAAGAUGGCGACAUGAUCUUUCUGUCGGAAAACAUCAGCAAGUUCAUGGGACUCACACAGGUGGAGCUAACAGGACACAGUAUCUUUGACUUUACUCAUCCCUGUGACCACGAGGAAAUCCGUGAAAACCUGAGUCUCAAAAAUGGCUCUGGUUUUGGGAAGAAAAGCAAAGACAUGUCCACAGAAAGGGACUUCUUCAUGAGGAUGAAGUGCACAGUCACCAACAGAGGCCGCACUGUCAACCUCAAGUCAGCCACCUGGAAGGUCUUGCACUGCACUGGCCAGGUGAAGGUCUACAACAACUGCCCCCCUCACAGUAGUCUCUGCGGCUACAAGGAGCCCCUGCUUUCCUGCCUCAUCAUUAUGUGUGAGCCCAUCCAGCACCCAUCCCACAUGGACAUCCCCCUGGACAGCAAGACCUUCCUGAGCCGCCACAGUAUGGACAUGAAGUUCACCUACUGCGAUGACAGAAUCACAGAACUGGUUGGUUACCACCCAGAGGAGCUUCUCGGCCGCUCAGCCUAUGAGUUUUACCAUGCGCUGGACUCAGAGAACAUGACCAAAAGUCACCAGAACUAUGGCACUCCCAGUGGCGUCUCCCCCCCACUCCCCCCCGCCACCCUCCUGACCUCGGCCUCCAUUUCUCCUUCCCUAGUGUGUGCCAAGGGUCAGGUGGUGAGCGGCCAGUACCGGAUGCUGGCGAAACAUGGGGGCUAUGUGUGGCUGGAGACACAGGGGACAGUCAUCUACAAUCCGCGCAACCUGCAGCCCCAGUGCAUCAUGUGUGUGAACUAUGUCCUGAGUGACAUUGAGAAGAACGAUGUGGUGUUCUCCAUGGACCAGACGGAAUCCCUGUUCAAGCCGCACCUGAUGGCCAUGAACAGCAUCUUCGACAACAGUGGCGAGUUGACUGUGUCUGAGAAGAGUAACUUCCUGUUCACCAAGCUGAAGGAGGAGCCUGAGGAGCUGGCCCAGCUGGCUCCCACGGCGGGAGACGCCAUCAUUUCUCUGGAUUUCGGGAACCAGAGCUUUGACGAGUCCUCAGCCUAUGGCGAGACCAUCCUGCCCCCGAGCCAACCAUGGGCCAAGGAAUUGAAGAGCCAUGCUGCCCAGAGCGAGGCCCAGAGCCUGCCUGCCUUCACCAUGCCCCAGGUGGCUGCCCCAGGGAAUACCAGCCCCAGUGCCACCAGUAACAGCAGCUGCUCCACGCCCAGCAGUCCUGAAGACUAUUACACGUCUCUGAAUGAUGAUCUGAAGAUUGAAGUGAUCGAGAAGCUCUUUGCCAUGGAUACUGAGGCAAAGGACCCAUGCAGCACCCAGAUGGAUUUCAAUGAGCUGGACUUGGAGACACUGGCACCCUACAUCCCCAUGGAUGGGGAAGACUUCCAGCUAAGCCCCAUCUGCCCAGAGGAGAGGCUCUUACCGGAGAACCCUCAGUUCACCCCCCAGCACUGCUUCAGUACCAUGACGAACAUCUUCCAGCCACUGGCCCCUAUGGCUUCUCACGGCCCCUUUCUCCUGGACAAGUAUCAGCAGCAGCUGGAAAGCAAGAAGACAGAGCCUGAGCACCAGCCCAUGUCCUCCAUCUUCUUUGAUGGCGGGAGCAAGGCAUCCCUGCCACCGUGCUAUGGCCAGGCCAGCACCCCUCUCUCUUCUUUGGGGGGCAGAUUCAACACACAGUGGCCCCCUGAUCCACCCUUACAUUUCAGGCCCACGAAGUGGCCUGUUGGGAAUCAGCACACUGAGGCCUUGGGGGCAUCACCGUUGGAACCCCCUGUCACCUCGCCCCAUCUCUCCAUGUUCAAGAAGAGGUCUGCAAAAGGCUUCAGGCCUCAAGGCCCAGAUGCGAUGAGCCCGGCCAUGAUAGCCCUCUCCAACAAGCUGAAGCUGAAGCGACAGCUGGAAUAUGAGGAGCAAGCCUUCCAAGACAUGAGUGGGGGGGACUCUCCCGGCAGCAGCACUUCACAUUUGAUGUGGAAAAGGAUGAAAAGUCUCAGGGACUGUGGGAACUGCCCUCCGAUGCCUGACAAACUGCUGAGUGGGGACAUACCCAGUGAUGAGUUCACCCAAAAUCCCAUGAGGGGCCUGAGCCAGCCUCUGAGACACCUGCCACCACCACAACCACCAUCUGCCAUGAACCCCGGGGAGCAUGCCAAAAGCGGGUUCCCCUCACAGUGUUGUGCCUUCCAGUACCAGGACUACAGUCUGCCAUCAGCUCACAAGGCCUCAGGAAUGGCAAGCCGGCUGCUCGGGCCCUCGUUUGAGCCCUACCUGCUGCCUGAAUUGACUAGAUAUGACUGUGAGGUGAACGUUCCUGUACCAGGAAGCUCCACGCUCCUGCAAGGAGGGGACCUCCUCAGAGCCCUGGACCAGGCCACUUGAACUAGAGCCUUCCGCCAGGCAGGCACCCUGCCAACGCCAUCCCACCAGCUUCACUCUCUACGUCUUUUUUUGCAACUAGGUAUUUCUAACACCAACACACUUUUUACAAGAUGUACUUAACUGGUAAAUUUGCCCAAGUCACCAAGUAAUGGCCUUUUUCUGAAGAUGCUCAUUUUGUUAUCCAUAUUUUUAAAAUACACAAUUGUUUUACCUGCUGUGUUUUACUCUGUCAAUGAAAAUGUUCUUAAAUUUUGUAAGAUUUUCCCCCCCAACUUCAAUUACUUCUAAUUUAUAUUAUUCAUAGGCCUUUCUCUCUCUCACACACACAUAGUCAUACUAACAAGUUUGGUGUAUGUUUUGUUCUGCUGUAGGGAAAGCUUUGGCUUCAUUUAAACUAAAAAGAUUUUGUUGUUGUUGCCAAAGAGAAAUAAUUUUGCUUUCCAAGCUUGAUUUGUGCCCUCUCAUAGCCCUUCUCCUUUCUUUUUUAAAACCAAUCACCAUAUUGUAAAUUUCAAUCUUUUUUUAAAAAUCCAACUCUUUGCUCUAAUUUUUAUGACUUUUGGGGGAAAAAAAAAAAAGAAAGAAAUGUGAAGGGUGAACUCCAGUGUAUGUGGUUAUCUGUGAAAGUUGCAACAGCGUGGCUUUUCCUAAACUGUUUGGUGUUUUCCCCCAUAUUCAGUGGAUUUGUUUUUUAAUUAUUAUUCAAAACCAUAACUGAGUUUUUUAAAAUUUAUAUCUGGGUUAAGUGUUUAUCAUAUAUAUGGGUACUUUGUAUUAUCUAAAAACUUAGAAACGGAAAUGGAAUCCUGCUCACAGAAUCACUUUAAGAUCUUUUUUAAGCUGUUAAUUUUCUUUUUCCGGGUGUUGCUGACACUGCAGAAUUGUACAGUACUCCCACGGGCCUGGACUAACACUGCUCAAGGUCCCUCUCUGUUGGCUUUUGCUUUGGGGGUAUACCAUAGGCGUGACAAUCUAAGACGUGGAAUCCAGUGGGAGCAUUGCGAGCUGUCUUCUCCUCACGUUCUGUAUGUAUUAUGUAUGUAUGUAUAUAUUAUUAUUGCUGCCAAGAGGGUCUGAUGGCACAUCAUGGGAUCGGGGGUGGGGGUGGGGCAAAUCUAAGGGAAAGGAAGUGCUUUAACUUUUCUUAAGGUUUUGUUGCUAGCCCUUCAAGUGCACUGAGCUAUGUGACUAGUGGGCUUUCACCUGGCACAUUUGGAUAUUUCCAGAACUACCAUGAGAUGGUUUUGAUGGGAAUUCAUGAAAGACAGUAAGAAUUCAGAAAUGGUGCAGUGAUCCAGUCCAUGUCUUCCCAGCUUACCACCUCGGAGCGCAUGGAUCUGGACUUAGAGGGCACAGAAAGUAGGAGCAGCUAGUCCUGACCAUCCCAGUGCCCCUUCCUCAGCCUGCCCUCAGAUUGCCCUGCAAGGCCGAGGUGCAGCGCCCCCCGCUGGCGAGCAACAGGCAGACCUCCGGCACAACCCCAGCCUCAGGCCCUCCCGGAGGUCUGUUUGUCACUUGAAGUGACUUGUAUAGGUAGGAAGCACUGGAAAUAGAGUGUUCUCAGAGCACUUUAACUCACUGGGUAAGAGGGACAAUAUUUUUUGGUUUUUAAAUACCAAUCACAGAACUUUUCUGUCAUGGGUACAAUGAAGAAGUUUCUAGAAACACACACACAAUGCACAGCAGGCCAAGAAUUGGGUAAGCCUGGAUGGAUUGCCAAAAACAAAACCAAAAAUUUAAAUUUCAAAAAAAAAUUAAGUUAUAAAUCUAAUUACCUAUUCACUGUGUUGCCCAAAUCAUACUUAAGCACCACAGCUUUGUUCCACACACAGCGAUAGAACUUGAAGGGUUACUGACAUGUAAAUGCUGAUGUUUGAUUUCCUGUGUGUGCUGCCUCAGCAUUAAGGGUAUUUUACCCUUGCAGUUUUACUAAAACACUCUGAAAAAUAUUCCGAGCUUCAAUAUUAACCUUACCUGUCAACGUAACGAGUUCAUGUACAUUAUUAUUUUGUCGAAUUCCUACUGACAACAUUAUUACUAUAUGGGAGCUUAACUUUAUAAGGAAAUGUAUUUUGACACUGAUAUCUUAUUAAAGUAUUCUGAUCCUA